ACGAAUACUCUCGCAGUGAGCAAAAAUGACCACUAAGCGGUGCUAAGUGGUCGCCUGCCUGGUCCGACUCAUUUCCCAGAAGCCACUUGGCCGCGUCCUGAAGCAAGAUGGCAGCUGUUGUCGAGAAUGUUGUCAAACUGUUGGGAGAGCAAUGCUACAGAGAUGCCAUGGAGCAAUGCCAUAACUACAAUGCUCGUCUGUGCGCUGAGAGGAGCGUGCGCAUGCCCUUCCUCGACUCUCAGACAGGCGUGGCUCAGAGCAACUGCUACAUUUGGAUGGAAAAGAGGCACAGAGGGCCUGGCAAGGCUCCAGGGCAACUCUACACUUACCCUUCCAGGAGGUGGAGGAAGAAGAGAAGAUCUCAUCCUACCGUGGACCCUCGCCUUGUCUUCCCCCCAGUCAAGUCAGAGGUUGAUUUUGGACUGAAGAAGGAUGCACUGUUGUCAUCUGAUGGCAGCAGCCUGGAGGCCUUGCUAAAGGGCGACUCUCUGGACAAACGCACACCCGCCGAUCUCAGAGCGUCUGAGGAAGAUUCCAACCCUGGCGACUACUCUGUCGGCCUGAACUCUGCCACACGCAUCAGAAAGAAAAUCCUGGAGCCUGAUGACUUCCUCGAUGACCUGGACGACGAGGACUACGAAGAAGACACACCGAAGAGAAGAGGCAAAGGGAAGGGAAAGGGUCGCGGAGUAGGCAGCAGCAGCAGGAAGAAGCUGGACCCCGCAGCAAUGGAGGACCGGGACAAGCCGUACGCUUGCGACAACACUAUCAAACAAAAGCAUAUUUCCAAACCUUCUGAAAAAGUCUGCGGCAAGCGCUACAAGAAUCGCCCCGGCCUGAGCUACCACUACACCCACUCGCACCUGGCCGACGAGGAGGGCGAAGACAAGGAGGAGAUGGAGGUCAACGAGCCCCCGCCGCCACUGCCGGAGACGCCCAAAACUCCUAAGAGAGGCCCAGAUGGGCUGGCCCUGCCCAACAAGUAUUGUGACUUCUGCUUGGGAGACUCCAAAACCAACCACAAGACGGGCCAGUCCGAAGAGCUGGUGUCGUGCUCCGACUGCGGACGCUCAGGCCACCCGUCCUGCCUGCAGUUCACACCCGCCAUGAUGGCCGCCGUCAAGACAUAUCGCUGGCAGUGCAUCGAGUGUAAGUGCUGUAACAUGUGCGGCACCUCCGAGAACGAUGAUCAGCUGCUCUUCUGUGACGACUGUGAUCGUGGUUACCACAUGUACUGUCUCAAGCCGUCCAUGGCAGAACCCCCGGAGGGGAGCUGGAGCUGUCACCUGUGUGUGGACCUCCUCAAAGACAAAGCGUCCAUCUACCAGAAGCAUGAUGCCCCGCCCUCGUGAUGGCCGCUCCUUCUGCACACACUCUGUGUUCUGCCGCACACACACGGACGUCGCGCGAGUGUGUCCAGAGGGAGGCUGUGGUUGGUCCAAAGGGAAGUACAGUACAGUAGAGUACACGCUACCACACUGGCCUCAUGUCUUCACAUGUGACCGUUACGCUCGAUUUUUUUGCCCCGUGAGACCUUGAAGCAGAACACUUGCUCGCUGCAAUUAAGUAGCAUGCCGUGCGAAGUACAGCUUUUCUACAAUUUCUAUACAAUAUUUCUAAAGUACUUCCCUGUACGCUUUAGUGUACAUCUGUUGGGGUUGAUUUAGAUUAAGGAAACCUUUCACACCAUCACACACAGGCUAAAAAUAGAUCCCAUAUCAGGCUCGUUAAAAUGGCUCCAAAGGCUUAAAGACUGCAGGGAGCGUGCGCGUAAGACUAACCCUAACCCUAACCCUAGAUGCUACAAUACGGCGUCAAAGCAAUAUUCUUAUAUUAGACUUGACACCAGUGAAUAGGUUAGUUUUUCAGCAAAUAACAAAAUUGUAGGUUCUCCAUAAUCAGAAUAUACACAAAUAUCCAGGGUUUCGUUGAAUACACUAGCAAUUAAAAGUUUGGGGUCUCUUCAAAAUGUCCUUGUUUUUGAUAACAUUGAAAUCUAGUGGACCCUAUUCGCAGGAGAUAAAGACCGCGAAUAGCGAAAAUCCAUGGAUAAUUGAUGCCAUUAUAAUUGCAUUAAAAAUAGGCUUUACACGAUCAGGAUUUUUGGGACCGAUCAGCAAGUUUAAAGAAACGAUAACCGAUCACAAGAUUGAACAAUGCCUCUAUUUACAUGACUUGUUCAUUUAUUGUAUAUACUUGUGUAGUGUAUACUUAGUACUGUAUCUUCAAAAUUAUUCUCUAGCAUUUUAGACAAAAGUUAAAACCUCAAUGACCUCUAGGGGGCAUUCAAGGAUUGGCCACUGACAUAAGUUUAGGUCAAAUCAACAUUACAACAUGACAGAAAUAAUGGGUGCUAACUUACUGCAAUUGAAAUACUGACAUUCUUACUCUUAACUUUCUCACUGUCCGGCUUCCCAGCUAUAUGGACGGGUGUUGUCCAGAGUUUGCGUCCGUUUGGAUCCCCCCCACGAUUUGCUACUCGUGUCCAUUCUUCAGGUGCUCGUUCAAAUUUGUUGUGUUGAAGCAUUUAGAUGACGUUCCCUCCCCACGACGUACUUCAGUUGUGCACAGACUGCAAAUAACGUACGUGUUGUUUGUCUGAGACACACUGACGAGAUUGAAAAAACACUUUAUUGGCUGUCAGACAGUUACAGUACUACGCCACAAGACGCAUGACAAGGCUAAAAAUAAACUAGCUUUUGGAUUCAUAUUCGACGGCGACGCGGAGUAAAUGUCUUUUGCGGAGCCGAUCGAUGACGUCAUUGAUCGGAUCGGCGAAUUAUGAUAUGAAAGCCAAUCGGCCGAUACCGAUCAAACUGAUCAGAUCGGUGUAAAGUCUAAUUAAAAAUACAUAUUUUCCUAAACCCGAUGAUAAACCACCAGUAAGCGUUUUUGAGGUUGGUCCCCCCGCCCCCCAAAAAAAAUCGAAUGGGUGAAUCCGCAGAUGCCGAACCACAAGUAUGCGGGGCUCCACAUUGUUAAUGAGCACAAUAAAUAAGGACAUUUCGAAGUGAGCCCAAACUUUUGAACAGUCAGAAGCAUAUAUACGACGGUUUGUUUUGAGGUAAAACAUGAAAUUGUCUGAGUAACCCCAAACUUUUGAACAGUAGUGUACACUAACCCUCCACAAAAUCUGAUGAGAUCCAAUACAAGAGCUAUAUCAAACACUCUAUCCUUACAAAGAUAAUAGUGAUCAGUUUUGAUUGACAUAUAUUUAAGCAUGUUUAUAUUGUUGUUGUAGCUUGUAAUAAUGCCACUACUUUUUCUUUCCUUUUUUUUUUUAAGAAAUAUUUUGCCCAUUUGUGUAGCUAUGUAGUUGCAGAGCUGCGAAACAUUUAGGUCCUUAGUAAAUGUGCAAAAUAAAAUGAUUCAACAAUUGAAGAAAUGUUUAAAUAUAUGUUAUGAGGAUUUGUGGAUUCAAGUUUUUUUUUUUUAUAAAUAAUAGUUGCUCUGAGGUUUUAUUUGUAUUAGAAAUGCAUGGCGGGCCAGAUCAAACGGUGUCACGGGUGAUGUACGUUUCGGUUCCCCACCCAUGUUAGGAGGAAGAUGGAAAAGUCAACAGGUUAGGGUUAGUUUGAGCUCUUUGGGGCCUUUUACUAACACAGACACACAACAAUUCCUCCCACUAAAUUAAAACAAGGUCUUCAUUGCUGUGUUGUAGCAGUUUGCGCCCUUUUCUAUAUUUAUUCCAUAUUGCAGCUCCACUUUUUAUUUUCCCUCUUCCCCCCAGUCAUCAACUGCAACUUUGUAAGAGGUCAUUUGCUGCUAUAGGAUGAGACUUAUUUUCCCUGCUUGUGCGUGGAGGCUACAGAGUGGUGUGUUGUGAUGAGGACAGUCACACGGGCUCAGCAAUGAUGUGUCCUCAAAGCGUCAAGUGCCGUGUGAACUAAAUGCCAUUGUGGAAGAAUGAAGAGGCACCAUUGGAGCUUCUACAGAAUUGGCUUGGGAUUUUUCUAGAGAAAGAGAGUGUGUGUGUGUGUGUGUUUCAAUGUAAGAUCACUGUAGGAGACUUCUCUUAGGCUGACUGAUGGAAUGUCCCAUUGUACUUUUCACUGUAGGAAAAUAAAAAUACUAAGCACUG
Molecule: messenger RNA, 4081 nt
Organism: Phyllopteryx taeniolatus (common seadragon)
Lineage: Eukaryota; Metazoa; Chordata; Actinopteri; Syngnathiformes; Syngnathidae
Product: zinc finger protein ubi-d4-like
Exons: 12
Coding region: 108-1352 (414 amino acids)
Biological process (GO): nervous system development
Cellular component (GO): nBAF complex
Source: RefSeq, a predicted model, not a curated record